Paramecium tetraurelia is the source of this 3165-nucleotide messenger RNA. RefSeq lists its product as uncharacterized. NCBI's taxonomy places the organism in Eukaryota, Ciliophora, Oligohymenophorea, Peniculida, Parameciidae. The transcript is spliced from 3 exons. The record is from RefSeq and is a predicted model, not a curated record.
AUGAUUAUUUUUAUUGCAUUAGUGCAAAUUACUUUUUAAAAUGUGAUCUAUAAUUUUGAUGCGAAUUUGGAAGAAAAGGAUGAAUGGUCAAGCAACUUGCAAUUUGUGUCAUGUAGUUCGUAUUAGUUUUUGGGGUCCUGUUGUGAGAUGUCUGUAAUUAGUAGAUUGUUUUUAAAUCUAGAGACUCAUUAUGUAAUUAAAAUGGAGGGUUAUUUUCUAAGAUAAGAAGUAGAUGAUGAAUUUUUAUUCUUUCUUGAUGGUUAUUAGUUAGAAGUUAUAUUGAUAAGCGAUUUAGAGGUAAAUAGCGAUUGUGGGAGGAUGAUGCUAUCAAAUAUUUCAAUUAUUCAUUAGCAUAACAGAAGGACAAGCUUAAUUUAAAUAAUCCAACCUGCAGGAGGAAUUAUGAAACUAUAAAUAAGUAUACUGAAUUGUUAGGAAGAAUGCAUUGGAUGUAUUUGGAAUUAUCCAAUUAAUUGUGAAAAAUGGAUUUUGCACUAAUAUUCAUUUGAUUAGAAAUAGAUGACUUAUUCUGACGGAUGGAAUGCUGUUCUUAAUUAUCAUGAGGUAGGAUGCGAUGGUUGUUAAUAUUUAAAGUUUAAAGAUAUUUCUUACUCAACCCAAAUACCAUCUCAUUAAGAUAUAUUAAUCAGGUUUUAUAAAAGGUCAUUGAAUUCUCUUAUAUUGAACUAUAUGUAUGGAGAAGUAUGGAUUGCUUUUGGUGAAUAUGUCGUUGAAAUUUUUUUAUAAAAUUACCCAACUGAGAUUUUGAACCUGAAUAUAAAAUCAGAAGAUAUUACUCAAGAAAGUUUGAUUAGAGAUUUUGAAAUAUAUUGCACAGUGCCAGAAACCCACAUUUUAGAUCUAAAUUAAGGCUGUUAAGACUAGAUAGGAGAUCGAUGUCUCAAUUGCGAAGAUGGUUGGGUUUUAGAUGAAUUUAAAUAAAGUUGCAGUCCUAUCUGUGGGGAUAUGAUCAUCAAUGGGGAUGAAGAAUGCGAUGAUGGAAAUUUGAUAUCUUAUGAUGGUUGUUUUUAAUGCAAACAUUAAUGUAUUGAUUCUUGCAAAACUUGCAUUUUAGGAAUUUGUAAACAAUGUCUAGAGGGCUUUGUUCUUAAUUCAAAUAAUGAUUGCGAUCCGUAAUGUGGAGAUGGCAUUGUGAUUCCUUACUCAAAUGAAUAAUGUGAUAUUAAAGAGGAUGAAGAUUAGGGUGGUUGUUAAAAUUGUAAAUAUCCAUCAAUACCUAAUUGUAAACAAGAAUUUUUUUCUAUUUGUUUAGAGUGUGAAGAUGGGUUUUUCUUUUUAAUUGAUUAAUGCUACCCUAAUUGUGAUAAAAUUAACUUUCUUGAAUAAAUUGAAAAUUGUGAUUGCAUAUAGGAUGGUAUUAUUUUUCAUCCAAGAAAAUGUAGGUUGGAAUGUGAAUAAGGAUACGAGUUUAUUGAUUAUAGUUGUCAUUCUGUUUGUGGAGAUGGAUUGGUUUAAGAAUAAGAGGAAUGUGAUGAUGGUAAUGAAUAAGUUGGCGAUGGUUGCUUGAAAUGUGAAAUCGAAAAAAAUUGGGUUUGUAACUCAAUAAUGAAAAAUUCUCCUAGCUAAUGUAUACUUGUAAAGGCUCCUCAUUUAAUAAUUAAUUACCUCAAUAUGACUUAAAAUAAAUAGUACAUAAGCAUUAGAUUUAACGAAUAGGUUAAAGUCAAUACUACUAAGCUUCUAUCUAAUACUAUUUCAUUUAAAUUAAUUAACAUAGACAAUUAAAAUUGGAGAAGCAGCUUUUAAAUUAAAUAAGAUGUAGGAUCUUACGUGACUUUUGGAGAGUAUGUUCUAGAGAUAGAAGUGCUUUAAUUACUUGAUUUUAGACCGACCUUGCAAAUCGAAUUAAAUCAAUCGGUUUCUAAUAUUAUUAAUGCUGAAUUAGAGGAUUAUACAAAAUUUCUAACUUUAGAUUAUCCAAAAUAUCUAAAUGAAUAGCAAAUGAAUUAUUCAUAAAAAUUGAAAAAUACUAAUAUUUACCUAAUUUACGCAUUGUCUGCAAUUACUGCACUAAGUUUAUUAUUUGGUACUGGAGAUCUUUUUGUUGAAGUCCUGGCAAUUUUAUAAUAUUUAUAAUACUUAAGAUACAUAAAUCUAAAAUAUCCCUAAAACCUAGAAAUAUAUUUUUCUAUUAAUGAUUUAUUAUCAAUCGAGCCAUUACUAAAUUUUAUUCAUUUUGAUUUUUUCUUUAAGUUUAUUAAUAUCUAAACGGACUAAGAAUAUUCAGAAGGAAAAAUUAAAUAAAAUUCUAAUUUGAUAAUUAACCUUUCAUCUCAAAUAAUUUAAUGCGCUAUUUUUUUACUUCUAUUUUUAAUUUCAAAAUGGAUUAAAAAAGUGAUUUACAAUUGGAUAUUUUGCACUGGAUACUUUGAAUGCAUGUCAUCCUUAUCUAAAUAUAUGAGCCCAACCAUAAUGACUAAGUUUAGUUAACUAUUUUAUGAUAAUUGCUUAAAUAUAAUUGAGUUAGAGCAUUAUAUUUCCUUUUCAGGAUUAUAAAAAGCAUUAUUACUUAAUGGUUGGGAUAUGAUAUUUAAAAUAUUAUUGUAUACUAGAAACAUUUAAAUUAAUAAUUAUUUAGAUAUUAGCCAGAUAAUAAUAGUAAUCAUAAUACUAAUCUUAUAUUUUGUAGUAAUAUUGAAUAAUUUCGGAGGUAGAGUACCGAAAUAAUAACCCUAAAAACAGAGAAUUUUUGAAAUUCUUAAUUUUGUUAGGUAAUUCCUAUUUUUAUUAUUUUUGAUAUAUAUAUAAAGUUCGCAACUGCUUUAACUAGGAUUGCUUCUUUUAACAAAUAUUUUUGAGAUUAACAUAAUAUUUAAUUAUCGUUAUAUCUUCAAUAAAUAAAAAUAUAUUGUAUAAAUGGUAAUUGAGAUAUCAGUAUUGAUAUUUAUGCUUAGUUCAUUCUUCUACAUUGAAGAGUUUAAUUAAUACAUUAAUGAAGCUUAAAAGAUAUUAUUAGGAUGGUUCUAGGCAAUCUUAUUAUCCUCAGGAAUUAUAAUUGAAUUGCUGAUGGUUAUAUAUAAGUCUAACAUUAUAAUAAGAUAAAAAUGCAUAAACAAAUAAUCGAUUAAAUAGUAAUCAAUAACUAAAAAUCAUGUAGAGGAAUAAACGGUCUGGCAGAAUAAAAAGAUUUUAAUCAAAUUUUGA